CCUGUCCCGGCUCUGUCACCUCACAGUUGUCGUUGCCGGCGGCGAGCGCGGGGGCGCGAGCAACGCAGGGCUGCCUCUCUUCCGCCCCUCAGGCCUGGCCCGGGCUCGCUGUCCCCCGCUCCCCACCCCGUCGGGUACGGGAAGGUCGGAGCCGCUGCCGGGUGCCCGAAGGACGUCGUGGCCGCCGCCGCCACGGGUCCUGAUGGAGCCGCCGCAUCUCUAUCCGGUGAUGCUCUACGUGUACGACCUGUCUAAGGGCUUGGCCCGGCGGCUCAGCCCCAUCAUGCUGGGGAAACAGCUGGAAGGCAUCUGGCAUACCUCCAUAGUGGUGCACAGGGAUGAAUUCUUCUUCGGCAGUGGCGGCAUCUCCAGCUGUCCCCCGGGCGGGACAUUGCUUGGGCCCCCAGACUCAGUGGUGGAUGUGGGGAGCACAGAAGUCACCGAAGAAAUCUUCCUGGAGUACCUGUCUUCCCUGGGAGAGUCUCUGUUCCGAGGGGAGGCUUAUAACCUCUUUGAACACAACUGCAACACCUUCAGCAAUGAAGUGGCACAGUUCCUGACCGGGAGAAAGAUCCCAUCGUACAUCACUGACCUUCCCUCCGAAGUCCUCUCCACGCCCUUUGGACAGGCGCUACGGCCCCUCCUGGACUCCAUCCAGAUCCAGCCGCCCGGCGGGAACAACGUGGGCAGACCCACUGGCCAGAGCUAACAGGACUGCAGGCUGCCCCGCCUCACCAGGGCUUUUCCUCUUUAAACAAAACAAACCCGACCAGAUUUUCUGUUUUAUAAUUUUACAUCAGAGCUAGCCACCAGGGGCUGGCUUUCCCAGUCUCCCAGGGAAGGAGCACGUCCCGCUGCAUGUAGGCCGGCGCUGCUCAGAAACAGAACAAAACGCCACCCCACCCGCCUACUAGUAUUACAGGACUUUAUGAAGGCUGUCCUGUCUGUGCGUUCACUUCUGACGCUGCUUGGUGAGCGGCCUCCACGUGGAGAAGGGAGGGGGUUGCUGAAGCAGGAAGUGAGAGACCAGGGUUGGGGGAGUCUCCAGCUAGAACCUCUUCCCAGAGAAGGCCCCGGCUCCCUCCACCCAGGUGUUGAGGCCCAGGUGAGUUUUACAGCCCGCCCUGCCCCCAGCCCUGAAGGAGCUCCAGUGUGAAAUGAACCAAAGUUUGGGGAGCCCUAGGAGUAGGCUCAGGAAGACUGACCCAACCUAGUGAGCUCCUUAGCCACCACACCUCCCUCUCCUCCCUGUCCCAGGCCCUGGGAGACCCAGCCAGAACAUAGGGCAGGGGCAGCCAGAAGCUUCCAGAACAAGGGAGAGCCACAGCAUGUCAGGCCAGAGAAAACAGGAUAAAGCCAUUCAUUCCUCCUUCCACCGCGAGUGAUGGCCAGGCCUCUGAGGCAGGGCUAGAAAACUGCCUUGCUGCCCAUGGGGCCGCGCUUUCUCUGUUUAACUGACCUAUCAGAGCAAUGAAGGUUGGCACUGGGGGUAGAACCCCAGACCUUUGUCUGCAAAUAAUAAGAGAGCUUAUUUGUAGCCCCUUCCUCCACCUUCCACCCCCCACCCCCCACAUCUGCAGUAUUAGGCAGGGAACCGAGCACCGUGUCUGCACUAGGAAGGUGCUCAGCUGUCACAUAGGCUCGAAGCGUGGAGGUCGGAGUUGUCUCCUGAUCCUCAGUGUGCUGAAGACACACAUUACUUCCGUUGUGAUUCUCCCGUGGAGGGGACAAGGUGGAGGUGCAGGUGGGCACCUUCUCAAUGACCUUGUGCUAGGAAUUCUAAGAGCAGGGAGCAGGCUGGGACACUCUGAUCUGUCCUGUGAGCCUCCCCUACAUUUGAUUUUGGGGAGUCUUGUGUUGGCAUUCUUGGGCCACACACAUCCCCUCCUGCCACAGUUCCCCUGCCCCCCAGACUCUGUGAUGUCGCUACUCCCUGGGGGCUCUGGCCUGCAGCUGGGGCCUUUCCUUGCCUCCCACCAUGCAGUUGGCAUGACCAUGACCAGCUAGAAGAGAGGUGCUACCUGCCUCCUACUGACGUGGGACCUGGUCAGGGCCCUGUCAGUGAUGACCAAGUGACAAGGUCAAGUGACAUUUGGGGACUUUCAGGUUGAGGCUUUUCUAGACCCCCUUCAUUUGCCAGUGUGCUUGGUGACACUAUAUUAGAGCAGACAGGGACCAAGCAGGUGGUCAGUGUGGCCCUGCGAGUGCGAUUGAGCCUGAGGGGCAUGGGCUCUAGAGGCCGGGUCUCCCUGAGAGAAAUGGGCCCAGACCCUCACUCGGCUUCCUGACUUCAUAACCUUCCCAGGGGAGCUCCAGCUUGCCCAGCCCCGCCCUCUCCCUCUCUCACCCCAGAGAGUCCCCAGCUUCAGGCUCUUCUCGCCCAGGGCUGUCUGGAGAAGCUCACCUGGGCGGGUCCUUGAGGGAAGCUGGGCCACUUGUUUGUUGAACAGCCCCUUUGUGCCCAGCCCCCAGCAGCUGUGCCAAUGCCUGGGCCCGGGGACUUGUGGGGAGAGGGGGGGGAGGGGAGAGCAUGGGCAGUCUGUUUUAUCAGAACUGUGCAGAAAGGGAAGCUUUCCCUUGACCAUGCCCCCCCCCCAGCUCCAUCAUUACCUUGGGAGCUCAGGACCCCAGCCCCAUCCUCCCAUUUCUCAGCCCACCCCAGACCUCAGGAGCCUGCUCUCCCGUGUGGCCAGCCCCUUCUCAGAGGGCGUGUGCAGGCGAGCCAGUGGGCAGUGACUAAGUGACUGAUCGAGGAGGAGGAACAACCCCCACACAGGGCCAGGGGCCACAGGAACCAGGAAGGAGGGGGGAGGAGACUGUCCCCUCCCAGGAAUGAAGGUCGUACCUUUGAAAUUCCUUUAUGUCCUUGAAGUCCAGCUAAUAACGGUGUCUACAUGCAGGUGUGUACUGGAACUUGUUGAUGUUUUUCUAAUGCAAUAAACUCAUCUCUGCCUGCUG
Molecule: messenger RNA, 2958 nt
Organism: Echinops telfairi (small Madagascar hedgehog)
Lineage: Eukaryota; Metazoa; Chordata; Mammalia; Afrosoricida; Tenrecidae
Gene: DESI1
Product: desumoylating isopeptidase 1
Biological process (GO): protein modification by small protein removal
Molecular function (GO): peptidase activity
Source: RefSeq, a predicted model, not a curated record